Molecule: messenger RNA, 2999 nt
Organism: Myxocyprinus asiaticus (Chinese sucker)
Lineage: Eukaryota; Metazoa; Chordata; Actinopteri; Cypriniformes; Catostomidae
Product: GTPase IMAP family member 8-like
Exons: 9
Coding region: 211-2313 (700 amino acids)
Molecular function (GO): GTP binding
Source: RefSeq, a predicted model, not a curated record
UUGAAAAGUCUUUCACUUCAGUUUAGUUGUAUAUACUGUUGUCCAUCAUGUAGAUUUGUACUGGUUUUAUUUUUCUGCCAAGACUUAAAGUGUUUGUUUGGAUAAGAACGUAGAAGCCAGGACUGGACGAGAAAAAUGGAUCAAGGCUGCAGGAUGCCAGCACAGUCAGACAGUUGAUUGAAGAGGCAGCAGCAUUGCAGCAAAACAGCAAUGUCACAAAAAAGGACAUAUCCCUCUGGUGCAGAGAAAAGGAAAAAGAAGAAAACUGAGAAAGAGAAAAAACAGCAAGAUAAAGGAGCACUGUUGAAAUAUUUUGGAGGUGGGGCACAACCAACGCCACCUGUCCCAAAUGCCAGUGCUACAGCUGAUGAUGAUACAGCAGGUCCAUCCUCUGCAGGCGAGGAGCACUUACCAGCACCUGCAUCCACUGAUCCUAUCGUUCCUUCCAUGUCUGUUUCAACCUCAGCGGAUGUGGCAGAGCUAAGAGUGGUUGUUCUGGGUUUCAAGUCCUUUGAAAAAGCCACAGUGAUAAACAGUAUUUUAGGAGAUCGAGUGGAGUCUGACAAAUACUUCGUGAAGUCUGUGAGGAGAGACGGUGAAGUGAAUGGUAGAAAGAUCACUCUGAUUAACACACCCUGUUGGUGGAAGAUAUUUGGCUUGAGUGACUCACCAGAAGUUGUCAAACAGGAACUGGUGUGCAGUGUCUUCAAGUGUCCACCAGGACCUCAUGUUUUUCUGCUGGUUAUUGAUCUCAGUUUGCCUUUUACUCGAGAACACAGAAUCAGCAUUGAGGAACAUCUUAAUCUCUUUGGAGAGAGAAUCUGGUCACACAUCAUAGUGCUCUUUACACGAACAGUUUCACUGAACGACAAAUCCAUUGAGCAACACAUACAGAGUCAAGGAGAAGAUCUGCAACAGAUCAUACAGAGAUGUGGAGGCAGAUUCCUUGUUUUUUGUAAUGAAAAUAAAAACAAAGGAGCUCAAGUUAAAGAACUGCUUGUCAAGAUUGAUGGUGUUGUGGCAGCAAACGAUGGCAAACACUUUGAAACUGGUGAUGAAAAACUUCUUGAGGUGCAGAAAAAGAGAGAAGACAUCCAAGAGAGAGCAAAAGCUAGACGAUUAAAGGUUCAAAAGGAAACAGAACUGCUGACAGAAAACGGAGAUGUGUUAUCACUCCAGUCACUGAGAGUUGUACUGGUGGGUUGGAUCCUUUCUGGAAAAAGUUUAGCAGGAAACACCAUCUUGAACCAGGACAUAUUUAAAGCAGAAAAAACAAAAAAGUAUGUACAAGGUUCUGGUGAAGUGAAUGGAAGGAAGAUAACAGUGACAGACACGCCAGGCUGGUGGAAGUAUGUUUCAACUCAAUUCAAUCCAGAGUUUGUGAGGACCUCAAUUCUAGAGAGUAUUUCAGAAAGUGGGAAAUCUCCACAUGCUGUACUCUUACUGAUUCCUGCAGAUGCUUCAUUUCAGCAAGAACAAAAGAGAAUCAUUGAAGAAAAUAUGACUACUCUCGGAGAGGACGUCUGGAGACACACCAUAGUUUUGUUCACUUGGGCUGACAGAUAUCCAGACAUCUCAAUCGAGGAGCACAUUGAGAGUGAAGGUGAUGCCCUCCAGUGGCUGAUUGAGAAAUGUGGGAACAGAUAUCACGUCUUUGACAACACGGACAUAAAGAAUCGAGAUCAAGUCACAGAGCUGCUCCAGAAGAUUGAUCAGAUGGUGGCAGGAAACUGUUUGUUUCGUCUCGACACUAAGUGUGAUGCAGAAAUGAAUCUUCAUAAGACUGACACACAACAAGAUCUGGAUUUAGAGGAGGAAAUAAGUCUGGAUCCACAGCAUGUGCUGAAAAUACUAAGUGAUGAGCUGAACAACAGGUUAAAGGCAAUAACAAAUAUGGCAAAAGAAAUACAAAAAGACUUCACAGAACAUAAUGACUCUUCAAGUUUGUCAAAACCUCCAAAUUUUAAAGAAGAAUCAAAUAAACCUUCUGAAACACCGAUCAGCAAACACCAACAGCAGAUCCAACAACAGCCUGUUGAUGAAAAACUCACAGAUCAGAUUAAGAGGGAAGGAAGGAGAUGGGAAACAAUUAUAAUGGAAGGACUCUUGAAUAUUUUGCAGAAUUCUAAAGCAUCACGUGAUGAAAAUGUGAUUCAAAUACCAGGGGUUGAUGUGUGGAAGUGGCUUCAAAGAUGUGAGCAAUACAGCACUUCUGGAUAUGAAACAAUGUCCAAUCUCAGUGAUCCAGCAGAAGAUCCACAGAAUACAGACAUAUCAGAGGAUACAGUGAAUCUUCAACAAAAUCAACAUUAAAUCACAUUAUCAACAGUUCAGUCAGACAGUGAUCAAUACCUGUAAAAAGUUAUAUAUUGAGAACACUUUAUUUUCUCCUUGAAUAAAUUGUACAUGUGUCAUUUAUUGACAAUUCAAAUGAUUUUAUUUCAUAUUCAUAAUGCUGGAUUUUAUUAUUAAAAUGUUAGAUUAAUUAGUUAAAUUUAAGAAAUGUGUUCUUGAAGGAAAUGUAUCCUCUAACUUUGUUAGGCCUACUAUACUUCAUAUAUUUAAUAAUAAUUUACAGUAUUAAUCAAUAUCUCACAAUAACUCAAUAUGUUAAGAAAUGUAACUGCAGUGUCUCUUUAAGGGUUACAAAUUAUAAUCAUUUAAUUAUCAAAAUAAAAUUAUCAACAGUGCACAAAAUCUAUGGGGGGGGGGGGGUAAUAAUAGUGUUCAAAACAGUGUUACUAUGAAUGCAAACUUUAAUACAGUGAAAAAGACACUAUUAGCAUAACAAAUAUAUAUAAAUAAAUACAAAUGUCCAACAUUCUUUUGAAUGUCCAUGUACUAAAAUAAAAUAUUUGAUGCCAUGAGUGUACCUUCAUUUACUAUUACUAUUAUUUUGAAUGGCCAUGGAAAAUGAAGCAAUGUGAUAAUUUUACCUGGUCGCAAAAAGUAGUCCAUUAAUUUACCUGAUGAACUUUCACCUUUUGCUGACUCUUUAU